Fraxinus pennsylvanica is the source of this 432-nucleotide messenger RNA. Lineage: Eukaryota; Viridiplantae; Streptophyta; Magnoliopsida; Lamiales; Oleaceae. The record is from the annotation of a GenBank genome assembly.
AUGACACCUACUUCAUUGCUUGAGGAAAAGAAUAGGAGUAUUGAGAGCAAUGAUCAAAUGAAGUUCAAAGAAGAAGGUCGGAGUUUCUCAUGUAGAAAUGCAGUGAGAACAGAUUCUGAAAUAAAUCUAUUUAAUCAGAGGGAGCAGUCUAUGGCACUGAACAGUGAAGGCCUUGAGUGCAAAUAUGGUUGUGAUUUGAUGGGAAAUAGGGACUUAUCGCUGGAUGGCCUCGUAGGAAAUAUUUACAAACACCUCCCCUAUUUCCAGGCCUUGAGUGUUCCAGAGGUGCUUCGGCCACUUUAUGAAUCACCAAACAUUAUAGCACAGAAAAUGACUAUUGCAGUGAGCAUUGCGAUAUCAGUUAAAGUGGUGAGAAAGCAUAUGGUCUUGACUGGAAACCAGCUGUUCUACGCACUUUCAGCUAGAGAUUAA